Molecule: messenger RNA, 1612 nt
Organism: Solanum verrucosum
Lineage: Eukaryota; Viridiplantae; Streptophyta; Magnoliopsida; Solanales; Solanaceae
Exons: 7
Coding region: 240-1376 (378 amino acids)
Source: RefSeq, a predicted model, not a curated record
CUUCAGCUUUAAAAAUCAUUUUUUCUUUGUUUAACACAACCCCUUUUUGUCUUUCUAGGAGUAUUCUUAUUUUUGUUUACUUUUUGUUGAUAAAGACUCCACCUUUUUUGUAUCUCUGUUGUUAUUUGUGUACAUAUGUAGUAUAGAUAGUAAAGAUUGAUUCUUUGUAGAGCUGUGCUUCUUGAUCAAGCUGGGAAGCUAUAACAUCUUGCGGAACUAACUUGAGUACCUAUUCUCCAAUGGACUUGAAAUCUAUAUCAUGGGUUGGAAACAUAUACCAAAAAUUUGAAACUAUGUGUUUGGAGAUGGAAGAGGCUAUGUACCAGGACACUGUUAAAUAUGUUGAGAAUCAGGUGAACACUGUUGGUACAAAUGUCAAGAGAUUCUGUUCUGAGGUGAUGCAAGAUGUUCAUCCUCAAUGUAAUAUUGAUCCUGUGAAAGUCGCAGCUGCUGACUUGUCUCUUAACCCUUAUGCUCACUAUGAAAUUGACAAGAAGUUGAAAGCAAAUCUUAAAGGAAGUGCCAGACGUUUUAGUAACAAAUUAAAUGAUGACACUCAAGUGAUCAAGGGGAAAUGCAAAAGUGGAGGAGUCUAUAAACGUCAAAAUGUGGGAAUCAAAGAAAUUGUUAGAGACAGCCACCCAGCUAAGAAGCCUAAUGCUAUUUGUCUUGCAUCAGGGGAUGCACUAAAAUUAUCUUCAAGUGCUGAGGUUAGGGGUGGUUUUGAAAUGGCAUCUGAUCAUGUGACCCUGACUUCAGCCCUGGCCUCAGUUAAAGGAUCUGACUCUGGAGAAGCAGCAAGUAAAGUUCGCGAUCACUUUAUUCAAACUAAUGUGUCUGCAGCUGAUACUUCAAUUACUUCUGAGGCUUCUGUUACGAUGUCUGUUGAAUCUGUCGGGAAGAAACAAACAGAUACUUGUACAAAGGAGUUAGCAUGUAAUACAAGAUACGAAAUUUGCAGUAAUGUUCGGAACAAUUUAGCUAAUGAGGAGAUCAAUGAGUCCCAUGAAGAAAAAUCAGAUAAUUUGUCUUCUGCUAUGUCCAAGUAUGACAGCACUGAGUCUGAUUUGGAAAUUGUUGAGAAAUUUGAUGAAUCCCAGUUGGAUGAAACAUGUGUCCUGGUUGAAGAGGACAGGAUUCAUGUUCCACAUGGUCCUGUCAAAAAGAAGUCCUAUAAGAAUAAGCUUCGGGAAGCUUUCUCCACGAAAAAGAGGUUGACAAGGAAAGAGUAUGAACAACUUGGAGCACUAUAUGGAGAUCAACAAUUCAACCUAGAGGCUGAGGAGGACAAGGUGAUGCCUGUUCUUGCCAUGAAUUCAAACACAAAAAUGUUGUCUGCUAAUGAUCAUCCUGAAUCUGAGUGGGAGAUUUUAUAGUUCUGAUGAUACUGUAAAUAGUAUUAUUGCUUUUCCAAUCAAUCCAUGGCGUCCUAGAGAGUGAUAUUAUUAUGCAUUAUUCUCUUAUAAAAUUGCAUAAAGUAUCAGCAAUCCGUUCCUCUAGUAGAGCGAGCCAGUAAAUAAUACGUAGUGGUACCUUGAAGAACCAACCCAUAUAUGAGGUAUGGCCAUCUUGUAGCCAAUCUUCAUAAAUUAAUAUAUAUAUAUAUGGAAAC